Molecule: messenger RNA, 3229 nt
Organism: Paramuricea clavata
Lineage: Eukaryota; Metazoa; Cnidaria; Anthozoa; Malacalcyonacea; Plexauridae
Source: the annotation of a GenBank genome assembly
UGAUUAUCAAAAGUGGUUUCACGACAAUCUUUCAACUUUUUGCGAAAUAAAUGAUUUCCUUAAACGAAAAAAUACGAAACGUUUUUGGUAAUAUGUUCAAUGUUUUAUUGACACUAUGCUGGAUGUGUGGACCCACUGAAAUGACGAAUACAAAAUCAAAUUGGCUGUCAUUAACCGACGGUUUUUGUCAUCCAGUGAGAUUGUGUUAUUAUUAUUAUUAUUAUUAUUAUUAUUAUUAUUAUGAACUAUAUUUCAACACGGUACAAUUUCACCUAUACUAAAAUUAAUUAUGUACAAGAUAUAAAAAGAAAAAAAGGUGAUCUUCCAACCUUAUGUGCUUCUUUUUAAUUUUUAGUCAAUAUCAGACUGUUGAGACUUUUCAAGACAUGGGUGACUGUGGUGGAGAUUGCGGCGAAUGUGGUGAUUGCAAUUGCGGAGACUGCAAUUGUGGAGACUGCAAUUGUGGAGACUGCAAUUGUGGAGACUGCAAUUGUGGAGAUUGCAAUUGCGGAGAAUGUUUGAAAUCUAUUGAUUGUUGUGGAUUACAGUGUGCCCCAUGUGACUUGAAUAUUGGGUCGUGUGAUUGUCUUAAAUCAUGUGAUUGUUGCAAGUCAUGCGAUUGUUGUGGGCUAGAGUGCGACUGUAGUUGUUUCAAGUCUUGCGACAUACUUGGUCUAUGUGGCUGCAAAGGCGACGAUGGAACAUGCAACUGCUGCGCUGGUCCUCCUGAUGAAGAUCGUCACGAAAGUUUUUUCUGUUUCUGCUGCGAGGUAAUAUUUCUAAAAAUGUUAGCUUUGCGGGAAUGUUAACACAUGCUGGAAAUACAGGAGACAUUUCGGUAGAAAUAUAAACCGCGAUAGCAAUGUACAUGUUAUGGAUCACAGCAUGCAUUAUGUGAGUCCAUCUGCCGUUGAACUCUCCGACCAGGAUUCCGAUGAAAUCUAUACGAGUCGCGUUUUUUAUUUUGUUUAUUGAAAAAUACCUAUCCUGGCGAAUAGCGCUAUCCGGUCUUCGUAUACCUGCCCUGGUGCAUGUUAAUGUCGUUUUACUGUUUUAAUUUUCAAAUAACAUAUAUUAAUUUAGGAAUAGAAACAUUUUAUCCAACGAGUUUUAACAAUACAUUUUGAACUAGCCAACGUGAACAGAUUAUAAAUUGCUGCAGUAAACUAUCGAUACUUUUUUGGAUAGGUAAUUCCACAGCAAGGAGUGCAAUAGACUUUAGAAUUGCCUACGUCACGUACAGGGGGCUUCUUUCAAUACAGGGGGCUUCUGGAAUGCACAAUGCAUUGUGGGAUACUUGUUAUGUGUUCAAGCGUGGAAAUCUCACACUCCCUGUGUCAUAACUCUUUGAUAAAACACAAUAAAUCUAACAAAGUGAAGGUCUUGAAAGACAAUUUUUAAGUGGUAAAAUAUACCCAAAGAGGAUUAUAAGAUCCUGUGAACAUUAAAACGCUAAAAUCCUGUGAACAUUAAAGCACUUCGUCAGAAGGUAUAUGCAGCAAACGCCGCCACUCAAUAGACGCGAACAUAAGUAUGAUAUAAACAUGUAUGAAGGGAUAAUACGCCUUACGCCUUGGGGAAUAUAUUAAACAAACUAUUAGCCGUGAACCCUUCCUCAAGGAGCAAUAACCAUUAACCUCGGCAGUUCAAAAUUGACGACAACGAAAUUUUAGUCCGGAAUUAAAAUGAUUUCUAUAUUUUCGUUUUAUCUGUCUUCAUUGUGUCGUGUGAUUUGUUGCGACACUAAUUUUGCACUGGCUGUUUCUCUCCCGGUGCAAAUCCAACUCUGUAUCAGGCAUUAGGCGGUUACCACCGGUAGAACUGAACAAGAAUGCAGUGUUUGACCGGAUUUUUCCUCAGUGACAUUAUGCACGCAUUUGUUUACCCAGAUGACUGAUUAAGUGACGUUUUGUACCAUAUUUAAUUUUCCAUAUCAUUACGAGUGUUAAGAAUAGUGAAUUGUAGACUCGUUUGAAUUUACAAAGCAAGCCGCCAUUUUGAUUUUUCAAAUAAUUACACUCCUCUUAACCAAUCAGAUUGCAGUAAUUUUGAAAGCCGCCAUUUUGUCAUAUAUGCAUGUCUCUCGUAUUGUUAGGUAUUCGACGUUUGCUGCUUUGCAACGAGUACAGCACCAACUCCUCGUACGAGCAUGCCUCCAGAACAUCAAGUCAUGUAUCGAGGGGAAAUUGGGAUGGUAAAGAAACAAUGUCCAGAAAAUGACACGACGAUGGACCUAGAUAUUAUAAAUGUAGACCCUGAUCCUCCACCACAACCAACCGAGAUGACAUCGCAAGUUUAACGUGCUAUCUACAUGAUACAGCUUUGCCUGAGGCCGGUUGUGCGAGUGUCAGAUAGCGCUAGUUUCUACUUUUCUAAGAUUUUCCGUUCAUUUGUAUAAAAUUUAGUAUUUAUAAACGAAAGUUUCUUCUCAUUAAUUGUCGUGAGGUUCAACUUCGCAGUUUUAUAGCCUUUCAAGCAAUUUGCAACGGUUAAAAAGGAUAGUGCUUCGUACAACCGGUCAUGAUGGAGGCGGGGUAGCCUGCGUUGCAGGCGUUUAUUCGCUUGCUGGCGGCGAGGGCGUGGGGAAAAAACAAACGCCUGCCAUAAUGACAUUGUGAAAAGCGUUUUUGGCCCUUUUACAGUGAAAGAACUUUGCACGUUAUCCAAUCAUCGUCAAGAUUUAUCAUUAGCAUCAUGUAUGUUCUUUCGAGGCAAAUUACAAUUGCUUUCUUUCCAUAUCCCGUUGGAAGUAUCACGAGACCGUCUUCACCACGCAGUGAAUUGACUUUUUUUGUUCUGAUUUUAACUGAAUUUUGAGACCUAACCUUUUCUCGCCGUCCUCGCGCUCGCUAGCAAAUAAACGCCUGCUAGAGGCCGAGUCGAUCAGUUGAGGUAAUAAUAAUAAUAAUAAUAAUAAAACUUUAUUUAAUGAGGGAUUACACUGAUUACUUAAUACAGUAUUCUUCCCAAUGGCCCUCGAUAUCUAAUAGUAAUAUAUAAAAAGAAAAUCCUAUUGAGAGUAACAUUGACAAUGAGUAAUAUUCUUACAAUCGAUGCAGCGGAAUUUAUUAACGUGAUCUACUUCAUAAUUCAAUUGAAUAAAGUAGGUUUUGAGCUUCUUUUUAUAGGAAUAAAUUGAAUGAUUUUCAAUAUCUUUUAAUUUGGAAGGUAGAGAAUUAAAUAAACUUGCACCACUGAAGGAAAUUUUGGAUUUUGCUUGCGUAGUCUU